AUGGCAUCUAAGAAGGGCAAUGGACAUUGGGGCAAUCCUAUACAAACCGGCUCUGCCUUUGACUUCAGGAGCGAUGUCAUAACCACCCCCUCCCUAGGGAUGCUCGAGGCGAUUCAACAAGCAACACUCAAUGACGAUGUAUAUGGCGAGGACCAAACGACCCGAUCCUUUGAGAACCAGAUCGCGGCUAUGUGCGGCAAAGAAGCCGCCGUCUUGGUCGUGUCGGGCACGAUGGCGAAUCAAUUGUCAAUAAGGGCCUUGCUCCACCAACCACCGUACUCCAUACUUGCAGACUCUCAAGCCCAUAUCAUCCACUUCGAAGCCGGUGGCCUAGCUCACCUCUCCGGAGCCAUGGUCCAAGCCAUCAGACCAAUGAACGGUCUCUACAUAACCCUCGCUGAUAUCGAGAAACACGCCAUCCUCUCUGACCAACCAGAAAGAUGUCCAACGAAAACCAUCAGCAUCGAAAACACGGCACACGGCAACAUCAUACCCCUAAACGAGCUGCAUAAGAUCAAGUACUGGGCAGCUAAGCAUGGGAUCGGUGUACAUAUCGAUGGAGCACGCCUAUGGCACGCCGUUGUCGCCGGGGCAGGGACACUAGAACAAUUCGCUUCGUAUUGCGAUGCACUGACCCUAUCAUUUAAUAAAGCCUUGGGAGCUCCUAUGGGGGCUAUGGUUGUGGGGUCCCAGGAUCUAAUCAAGAGAGUCAGGAGACUGCGGCAGAGUAUUGGAGGAGGCGUUAGGCAGACUGGGAUCAUGGCUGCUAUGGCUCGGCAGGCUGUCCUGGAUAACUUUGGUGCAAAACAGGUCGACAGCAGAGGGGAGCUGGAAAAGACGCAUGACAUGGCGAAAAUGCUGGGAAGAGCGUGGACUGAUGCCGGUGGGAGGCUGUUACGGCCGGUUGAGACGAAUAUGGUCUGGCUAGACAUGAAGAGCGCAGGGAUUAGUAUAGAAGCUUUCAAUGAGAUGGGGAAGCGUCAUGGGAUACUGGUGAAUGGGAAGAGGAUCAUGGUGCAUCACCAGAUUUGCGAGGCUGCUAAUCAAAAGUUGACACGCAUGUUUGACGAGCUUUUAACCCCCAUACAAGCCACCGUUUCAGGCAUAGUCCUGAACAGCGCUCUAUCGAAAAACAAAUCCGCUAUCGUAAUAGCGUCGACCCUGGGAUCCCUCGUUCGAAGAAAGCGCAGACUUUUUAACGCCCGCGAAUUCAAAAUCUCGUUUUUCCGCGCCACUGACAAGGCCUGUGAGAUCUCGUACACGGGCUGCGCAAACAAAACAGGGGCCUCCGGGCGCGCAUACCAGGGCACUGGCCGUGCCCGGGUCAUGGACAUGCGCUGCUGGGGCCGGGUCAAGUAG
This is a messenger RNA of Pseudomassariella vexata, 1359 nucleotides long. Its product is annotated as beta-eliminating lyase. Gene Ontology annotation, molecular function: L-allo-threonine aldolase activity. Bases 1 to 1359 code for a protein of 452 amino acids. The record is from RefSeq and is a predicted model, not a curated record. Lineage: Eukaryota; Fungi; Ascomycota; Sordariomycetes; Amphisphaeriales; Pseudomassariaceae. The transcript is spliced from 4 exons. Gene Ontology annotation, cellular component: cytosol. Gene Ontology annotation, biological process: L-threonine catabolic process; glycine biosynthetic process.